CCCAGCCUCCAGUCCUCACCCUGCCACCUGCCUCUCUGCGUCUGUCCCCUCAGUGACAGACAGGCUGCUCCUCUUCCUUUAACCCCUCCGUCUUGAUCUUAGUCCGGCUCUUGCGUCUGUACUGUGCACUUCCACCUCACCUGGAUUUUUGCUCCCUACCUGCCUCUUUCUUGUUGGAUCUAUUGGAUCUAACCUGCCCGUUCGACCCUCCCACCGUGAUUAACCCUUUAAAGCCCAGACGAUGGCAGAGGGUGCGUCUCCUGAGGAUUACUGUGACGAGCCCGCGGAGGACGAGUUCGGAGAGAUCAUCAAGUGCCGUUCUGAUGAGAGAGAAGAUGUUCAGAAGAAGACUUUCACAAAAUGGGUGAACUUACAGCUGACUAAGACAGGGAAAACACCUGUGGAGGAUCUGUUCUCUGAUCUGUGUAAUGGACGCCGCCUGCUGGAGCUGCUGGAGGGACUCACAGGACACGAGCUGGUGAGACUGGAGAAAGGCUUCACUCGUGUUCACUCGCUCAACAAUGUCAACCGUGCUCUGCAGAUCCUGCAGAAGAACAAUGUCGACCUGGUGAAUAUUGGAGCGGGCGACAUCGUUGAUGGGAAUCACAAACUGAUUCUUGGCCUCAUCUGGAGCAUUAUUCUCCACUGGCAGGUAAAGGAUGUGAUGAAGGAUGUGAUGGCGGGCCUACAGCAGACCAACAGUGAGAAGAUUCUGCUGAGCUGGGUUCGUCAGAACACACGGCACUACCCUCAGGUCAACGUGGUUAACUUCUCCAGCAGCUGGAAUGAUGGACUGGCCUUCAAUGCCCUCAUUCACAGCCACAGACCGGAGCUGUUUGACUGGAGCUCGGUGGACAAGAAGACGUCGGUGGAAAGACUGGAGCACGCCUUUAGUAAGGCAGAACAACACCUGGGCAUCGAGAGGCUGCUGGACCCCGAGGACUUCACGAGGUCCUGAUGGAUCUACAGAACCUUCAGCUUCAGCAGCUCACCAACUGGUUGGACAUAACCGAGGCACGCAUCAAGAGGAUCGGGUCUCAGCCGCUCGGUCCGGAUCUCGAGGACAUAAAGCACCAAGUGGAGGAACAUAAGCUCCUGCAGGAGGACCUGGAGCUGGAGCAGGUGAGGGUGAACUCAUUGACUCACAUGGUGGUGGUGGUGGACGAGAGCAGCGGGGACAGUGCCACUGCUGCCUUGGAGAGCAAGCUUCAGGUUCUUGGUGACCGCUGGGCAGCUAUUUGCAGAUGGACAGAAGAACGAUGGAUUCUUCUUCAGGAGGUUCUUUUGAAAUGGCAGCACUUCACCAAUGAACAGUGUUUGUUUGACUCCUGGUUGACUCAGAAGGAGGAGCUGGUUCGCUCCAUAAAGACCUCCAACCUGAAAGACCCGGCAGAAAUGGCUGCCUGUUUGCGUCGCCUUGCUACGCUGAAAGCAGAGCUGGAGGCGAAGCACCCCACCAUGGACAAGCUGUGCUCCAUGAGCCAGGACCUGUUGUUCAGCGUCAAGAACAAAGAUGUGGCCAGCAAACUGGAGGCCAGACUGGACAGCUUCGCCCAGCGCUGGGACCGCCUGAACCAGAGUCUGGAUCUGAGCAGCUCCCAGCUUUCAUCGUCUAUCAGCACAACCAAGCAGCCCGAGGGGUCCCAGUCCAUCACGACCACCAUUACCAAGUCAUCUAUCAGCACAACCAAGCAGCCCGAGGUGUCCCAGUCCGUCACCACCACCGUGACCAAAGUGACGAGAGAAAAGGUGUCAGCGCUACGCCACGCUCGAGAGUCACCGCCGCCCCAAAAAAAGAGACAAGUGGUCGUGGAUUCUGAACUCAGGAAAAGAUUCAUGCACCCGUUCCUGCUGUCUUUUCUCAGCAGGUUCGAUGUGGACUUCACAGAGGUCCACAGCUACAUGACCCGUGGAGAGGCCAUCCUGCAGAGUCCUGAGUUCUCCGUGUCACGCAAGGAGGGGAGCGUUCAGGAGCUGCAUGACAAAGUGCAGGCCAUCGACAAAGAGCGACCAGAGAAGUACAGGAAGCUCCAGGAGGCGACGCGCACGGCGCAGACCCUCGUCGAGCAAGAGGGCAGCCGUGCAGAUGACAUUGCUCAGGCGGCAGAUCAGCUGAACCAGCGCUGGGUGGGUUUCUGCACCCUGUUGGCAGACAGGCUGACUUGGCUGGCUUACCAGACAAAGGUUUUGGCCUUCUACAGCUUGUAUGAGCAGUGUGAGCAGGCGGUGGACAACAGUGAGAACUGGCUCAAAGUUCAGGCACCUCCAGCGUCUGAGCCGGAACCCCUCAAAGUACAACUGGACCGAUGCCGGCUUUGUUCUGAAGAGAUAGCUCGCCUGUCCUCCCUGCAGCCCCAGGUGGACCUCCUUGAGAGACGACUGAACGAGCUGAAAGAGGAAAAGGAAGGGGACGAGGAUCCCUCGGCCUUCCUGGACACCGACAUCACUGCCUUCAAAGAACACUACCACAAAGUCCUGGAGGAUCUGCGGGCACGAGAGAGGCAGCUACAGCUGGUUUUGGAAAGUCUGCCCCCAGCUCAAUACAAAGAGACCAUAUCCGCACUGUUAGCCUGGAUCCAACAGUGUGAAGCCAAACUGUCCAUCCCGUCCACGGCUGUUACAGAGUAUCCUGUUAUGGAGCAGAGACUGAAAGACGUUCAGGCUCUGCAGGUGGCUCUGGCUGAGCACCAGGGGGAGGUGGACUACCUGACAACAGUUGUGGAGCAGGUCUUCCAGAAAGCUCCGCCAGACAUCAGCCAGAAAUAUCGUAUGGAGAUCGACUCCAUCAUGGCCCGUUGGAAACGACUGGGUUCCACGUUAACGGACAACGCUCAGAGAAUCCAGGAGCUCAUGGCCAAACUGAUGCAGUUCGAGAAUGAUGUAAAGACUUUAAAGAAAUGGAUGGCCGACGUGGACGUCUUCCUGAACGAGGAGUGGCCGGCUCUUGGAGACUCUGAAGCACUGGAGAAACAGUUAGAGCAGUGCACGGCACUGGUUAAUGACAUCCACACCAUCCAGCCCAGCGUCAAUGGUAUCAACGAAGUAGGCCUGUACCUCAAGAAGGAGGCGGAGCCACCGUUUGCCAUCUACAUUCAAAAAGAACUGGACGAACUUAACGCCCAGUGGGAGAUAAUCUGCAAACAGGCCUACGCAAAAAAGUCAGCUCUGAAAGGAGGCCUCGAUAAGACCAUGGCGUUGAGGAAGGAGAUGCAGGAGAUGCAGGAAUGGAUCAACCAGGCAGAAGAAGAUUAUCUGGAGAGAGACUUUACGUACAAGACCCCUGAAGAACUACGCAAGGCUGUYGAGGAACUCAAG
Molecule: messenger RNA, 3315 nt
Organism: Austrofundulus limnaeus
Lineage: Eukaryota; Metazoa; Chordata; Actinopteri; Cyprinodontiformes; Rivulidae
Product: dystrophin
Molecular function (GO): protein binding
Source: RefSeq, a predicted model, not a curated record